Messenger RNA from Rhipicephalus sanguineus (brown dog tick), 1521 nucleotides. RefSeq names its product angiomotin-like protein 2. NCBI's taxonomy places the organism in Eukaryota, Metazoa, Arthropoda, Arachnida, Ixodida, Ixodidae. The record is from RefSeq and is a predicted model, not a curated record. Bases 1 to 1521 code for a protein of 506 amino acids. The transcript is spliced from 5 exons.
AUGGACCCGCCUAGUCAUCCAUUCCAGGACGCAUCUUCGACUUCGCCCUCUGCGUCAAGGUUCCCGAGCCCACCCACGUAUCAGCCGUCCGGCUCAAGAGAGAACGCUACCAAGCCUGACACAUCACCUCUGAGCACAACCACUGACACCGAGCUGCGCAGCUUGAUUCGUUCCAUCAUACGAGAUGAACUCCAAGCACAGGCUAUGUCCUACCCUCUUGAGCUCCGUACGACAUCUCCGGGCAGCAGCAUCCGCAACAUCAUCCGAGAAGAACUUGUUGCCAUGAGGUGUACGGAAAUUCCCAGGCACGACCCCGUACCGCCACCAACUUACGCCCAGGUUGCGGCCCUAGCGCCUCCUCAACAGAUACCACCCCACGCGCCCACAAUGCACGGUUCCGUGAAUGCUUUGUCACCACGAGCGUCGCUUCCCUCUCCAAACGCCUGGCGCCCACCUCGACCAACACCAGACGAAUCGGAGUCCGGCACCGAGGUGAUCCGCACUCGUGACCUUGAGAGGGACAAGGCUGCCCUUGAAGCUGAGUUAGAUCGUCUCAAGCAGGACGCAUCGCAGCAUACUACCCGCAUCAGCCAGCUGGAACGUAAGUUGGGAAACCUGACUGAUGCACAUGAUGGUCUCAAGCAGGAGCACGACGUCUACAAAGCCAAGGCAACCACCGUAAUCAACGAAAAAGACCGCCACAUUUAUGACCUGAAGGACAAGACAUCCUGGAGUGACAAAAUCUACACCCUUGAAGCUCAGAUCUUCAACCUGAACCGAAAGGUGGCCGAGGACUCGCUGGAGUACAGUCGCAUGGAGAGGCUGCUCGCAGAUGAUCAGCACCGCCUCAAGGAUCAGCAGCAGCAGUGUGCCAAUUUCGAGGAGCAAUUGCUGGAGCGGGACACUCAACUGGCACACAUGCGGCGCUGCCACGAAGAAGAGCUCCAGCGGCAGCGCGUACUCCAGGACUCCCAGCUGGAUGCGCCACGGAUGCAGGCAGCUGAUCUCCGUGUGCAGCUCACCCAGGCCCAGCAGGACCGCUAUCGAGAGGAGGCAGAGUGCAAGAAGAACCAGGAGCAGAUCCAGGGGCUCGAGGAGGGCCAGAAGAUUUUGUUGGCAAAGGUCUCCAAGCUAGUGAAGCAGCUCAGUCUGUCGUCGCACUCUGAGACAAUCCUCAAGCACGGUCUGAAGAAGAGUGAGGCUGAACCAGAGACCAUGCAGGAAGAGCUUGCAAAGCUGAGCCAGAUGGUGGCUUCGGCUGAGAUCGAGAACAAGCGGCUGAUGGAGGAGCUUGAGGCAAGACACCAGCAAGUGAAUAAACAAUUCACGGAAGAGAUGACGCAGCUACAGGAAGCCCUGGAGAGGGUGGCAGGACAGGUGGACCCGUUCGAGGAGGAACCUGUCGCCCACAUGAGCAAAUGCACCAGCGUGUCUGACCUGCAGCGCAACAUGAGCAAGGAACACGUGAGCGCCGGAGGCAUAUGCAGUCGGAGCUUCGUUGGGGACGUCACACUUCCGUAG